GCGAGCCCGUCCCUGCUCAGGGAGAAGCUGCUGCAGCAGAGAGACAACGUGGAGCAGACCCGGCUGAAGAAGGUGAAGAAGGAGAUGGAGGAGAUGCAGGAGGCCAAGAGGAGGGAGCGGGAGGACCGGGACCGGCUGAAGGAGGAGCACCGGAGGAGGUUUGAACAGGAGAAGGAGAGAAGGAGGGAGGACAAGGAGCGCAGGAAGCUGGAGAAGGACAGGGAACGAGAGAAGCUGAAGGAGGAGAAGAAGAAAUACGCCGAGCGACUGAAGCUGUGGAGCAAACCCAGAGAAGACAUGGAGUGUGAAGACCUGAAGGACCUGCCCAGUCCGGUCCCAGUGCAGACCCGUCUCCAGGCCGAGCUGUUUGGUGAAGCUCUGAUGGUCCUGGAGUUCCUGCGGGCGUUCGGAGAAGUCUUCGACCUGAAGGACGAGUUCCCCGACGGAGUCUCUCUGGGUCAGAACUCUCUCACAACUAGACCAGGACCCGGUCAUCUAGACCAGGACCCAGUCAACUAG
Etheostoma cragini (Arkansas darter) is the source of this 519-nucleotide messenger RNA. RefSeq names its product bromodomain adjacent to zinc finger domain protein 1A-like. Gene Ontology annotation, biological process: chromatin remodeling. The record is from RefSeq and is a predicted model, not a curated record. The transcript has 3 exons. The annotation marks the transcript as partial. Lineage: Eukaryota; Metazoa; Chordata; Actinopteri; Perciformes; Percidae.